CCAAUCGGCUUCCCUCCACUUGGAGAGAGAGGCAACGUGUGGAGUUCGACAGCCAAAGUCUCACGCUCACUUUUAUAGUUUGGACUCAGAGAGAGAGGGAGAGAGAUCGUUCUCGUGCCGGAGAAGGCGAUGGAGGCUGCCACCGGCGCCCACUUCACCGGCCUGCGCCUUGACUCGCUCCGCCUCUCCUCCCCCUCCGACCCUUUCUCCCCUUCCUCCGCCAAGGCCUUCCCUAUGCCCGUCGACGACUCCUGCGACGCUCCCCGCCAGCCCUUCGUCAUCGGGGUUUCCGGGGGUUCGGCGUCGGGGAAGACGACGGUCUGCGACAUGAUCAUCCAGCAACUCCACGAUCACCGCGUCGUUCUCGUCUAUCAGGAUUCGUUUUACUGUGGGCUGACUGCUGAAGAAUCUGAGCAUGUCCAUGACUACAAUUUUGACCAUCCAGAUGCCUUUGAUACUGAACAACUUCUAGAGUGCAUGGGCAAGCUCAAAAGUGGGCAGUCUGUCAAUGUUCCCAUUUAUGAUUUUAAAAACCACCGGAGGUGCUCUGAAAGUUUCAGAAAGGUUAAUGCAUCAGAUGUCAUUAUUUUGGAGGGAAUUCUAGUUUUCCAUGACCCACGAGUCCGCAGCUUGAUGGACAUGAAGAUUUUUGUUGACACAGAUGCUGAUAUAAGGCUGGCCCGAAGAAUAAGGCGUGAUACAGUUGAGAGAGGUAGAGAUGUGAACUCAGUGCUCGAACAGUAUGGAAGGUUUGUCAAGCCUGCUUUUGAUGAUUUUGUUCUGCCAUCAAAGAAAUAUGCUGAUGUCAUUAUACCACGGGGAGGUGACAACCAUGUAGCAAUUGAUUUAAUUGUACAACAUAUCCGGACAAAGCUUGGUCAGCAUGACUUGUGCAAAAUUUAUCCCAAUGUAUAUGUUAUUCAAUCGACAUUCCAGAUACGAGGAAUGCAUACACUUAUUCGUGAUAGGGAGAUAACAACACCUGACUUUGUCUUUUAUUCUGAUAGGCUUAUUCGGCUGGUUGUGGAGCAUGGUCUUGGUCAUCUGCCAUUCACAGAGAAGCAGGUGGUCACUCCAACAGGGUCAGUCUACACUGGAGUUGACUUUUGCAAGAAACUUUGUGGAGUGUCUAUUGUCCGAAGCGGUGAAAGCAUGGAGAAUGCUUUGCGGGCAUGUUGUAAAGGAAUAAAAAUUGGUAAAAUUCUUAUUCAUCGGGAAGGAGACAAUGGUAAACAUCUCAUAUAUGAGAAGUUACCUGGUGACAUCUCUGAGAGGCAUGUUCUACUUCUAGACCCUGUGCUUGGUACAGGUAACUCGGCCAACCAAGCUAUACAACUUCUCAUACAAAAAGGAGUUCCUGAGAAUAGAAUAAUAUUCCUUAACCUCAUCUCUGCACCUGAGGGAAUUCAUUGUGUUUGUAAACGUUUCCCGUCUUUGAAGAUUGUUACUUCUGAGAUUGAUGUUGGAUUGAAUGAGGAAUACCGAGUUAUCCCAGGAUUGGGUGAAUUUGGUGACCGCUACUUUGGAACUGACGUUUGAUGUUGCAUGUGGGCUAUCAUUAUCAGCUAAUCUCUUUUCCAUUAUAUUGUGAUCCAUUCUCAUGACUGAACACUGGAAGAGAACACAAUUCAGUAUUUGGAUUGUAGGAUGAGCAGUUACAGGCAAUUUUUAGAUUGCUAUUGCUUGAAUAUUAUACUCUGACAUUUCACAGGGGGAUUUAAAGAAUUAAAUGUUUCAGUUAUUGUUGUACGAAUCACACUAGUAAAUAUUAUCAUCAAAAGCUUUGGCAUAUGAUACUACAGUUUAAUCUACU
This is a messenger RNA of Elaeis guineensis (African oil palm), 1813 nucleotides long. Lineage: Eukaryota; Viridiplantae; Streptophyta; Magnoliopsida; Arecales; Arecaceae. The record is from RefSeq and is a predicted model, not a curated record.